AUGGUCUACCAUAGGUUUACACUUAAUGAGUUCAUGAAGCCAAAGUAUGCAUUCACAGCAUCUGGACUGUUCUUCAUGCUACUGGGGUUUUUACUAUUUGACCCUCUGUUAAUUAGAGCAGGAAAUGUCCUUGUGUUCAUCUCUGUUCUUAUGUCCAUUAAGUCGCUUGAGUACUUCCAAAGUAUUCUUCUAUUUUUUGUUGGAUUUAUGGUUUCUUUUAAAAUUGCAAGCCUUGGAAUAUUUAUAGAGAUGGUAGCUUUAUUUAUAUGGGCAUCAUCAAAAAUAUCUCGGACAAUGCUUUCCCCUGUAAGACUCGUUAAAGGGCUAUUUUCUAAAUAA
Nematocida ausubeli is the source of this 339-nucleotide messenger RNA. RefSeq lists its product as uncharacterized. The record is from RefSeq and is a predicted model, not a curated record. Bases 1 to 339 code for a protein of 112 amino acids. Lineage: Eukaryota; Fungi; Microsporidia. The transcript has a single exon.